UGCGGGGCAUGGAUACAUGGAACAUGAAUGAUCGAGUGUCGUUCACUCAGACUAACCCGCUGUUUGAAAUGUCGCUGAGCAGGAGUGAUCGCUACAGCUUCCAGCCUGACGAUCUGAAGCCAGAGCGGACCCGGAGACAUUGGUGCUUUUACUUCAUUAUAGUUUACCUCAUCCUGCUGACUGGCCUCAAUGCAUUUCUCAUUUAUAAAGUGUUCACUUUGGAGUCUUCGCUUUCUAACCCUCAGUUGGGGAAGCAAACGUCCAAUCACAUUCCUCAGGACGGAGAUGUGGGCGACAACUUCCAGAUUCUGCUUCACAACAACAGCCAAGAAACAAAGAACCUGAGGUCCAACGUUUCGGCCCUGCAGAGCCAGAUGAACGGCCUGUGUGGGAAGGACGGUCAGCUGCACCGACUCACGUCUAAUCUGAACCUGCUCAACACCAGCACGCUCAAGCUGGAGGGCAAACUGAGCAGCAUCAGCCUCAAACCAGGUCCUCCUGGUCCAGCUGGGUUACGGGGACUUCCAGGAGAGAAGGGACCCAAAGGUGACAGUGGUGUUAUUGGACCCAAAGGGGGUGAAGGACCCAAAGGAGAGCGAGGAGAUGUUGGCCCACCUGGACCCGCUGGACCUCCUGGAUCAUCCGGAAGCCAAGGUGCAAAGGGAGAAAAAGGAGACUCCGGGGUCCAAGGCCUGAAAGGUGACGUGGGGGAAGCAGGUCAUUCAGGAAUACCCGGGACUCCUGGGCUCAAGGGAGACAGAGGAAAUGAUGGUCAACAAGGACUUCCAGGUUUAAUUGGACCUCCUGGUUUCAAUGGAACUCAGGGUGACAGUGGUGUUAUUGGACCCAAAGGGGGCGAAGGACCCAAAGGAGAGCAAGGAGAUGUUGGCCCACCUGGACCCGCUGGACCUCCUGGAUCAUCCGGAAGCCAAGGUGCAAAGGGAGAAAAAGGAGACUCCGGGGUCCAAGGCCUGAAAGGUGACGUGGGAGAAGCAGGUCAUUCAGGAAUACCCGGGACUCCUGGGCUCAAGGGAGAAAAGGGAGACAGAGGAAAUGAUGGUCAACAAGGACUUCCAGGUUUAAUUGGACCUCCUGGUUUCAAUGGAACUGAAGGUCCUCCUGGACCAGCAGGCCCUAAAGCAGACGUAGAAUUGAAUGUGCGUCUCGUGCCGGGGCCGAACCAGGGCCGCUUGGAGGUGAAGUACAAUGGCGUAUGGGGCACGGUAUGUGACGACAACUUCGACCCCACGGAUGGAAAGGUGGUCUGUAGGAUGCUGGGCUUCAAAACUGUUACUUCGACCUUCACUGCCAGCCCAGGCACGGGGGAGAUCUGGCUGGAUGACCUGCACUGUACGGGGACAGAAGCAGAUAUCUUUAACUGUCCUCACCCGCUAGUCGGUGUCCACAACUGCGGUCACAGCGAGGACGUCGGAGUGGGCUGUGUUUAAGCUGAAACCAAGAAAAAGAAAGUGAUGUUUUAUUGUGAUCGUUUUGAUAACAUGCAGGGAGAAAAUGACCGGCAGGAAUCAAAAAUAGAUCUCACAUUUACUCGACUGACUGCAGGGAGGAGAACAGUACUGAUGCUAAUUAUACCCACAGCUGGAUCUCAUUUCAUAUUCAUAAAACAUAGAAUAUAAAAUGAUUUUUUUAUCGCUAAACACAUUAGCUUUAAUGACAGCGUAGUGUAAACAGAAUCAUGCUGAUUUCACUUUCGUUAUAUUCCACAAAUGAGACAGAGCUGCAACCGUCUGCCUCUUUAGCUCAAAUCAUCAUCUGUCGCGCCAUCCUCAUCAAUCCUCCUCCUCCCCCCCUCGGCCCCUCUCCCCCUCAGCGACACACCACAUCACCUCCCGUCCACCCAACAUCACAAUACACCAAUCUGCAUCGGUCAGCAGAGAUGAGGAGGUCACAUUGAAGGAUUGGAAAUGUUUCUGACACAGCUGGCAUGUCACGUUUUUUCCUGACGCCUCGGGAAUAAAAACUGUAGAUCAGAGGAGGAGGAGAAGGAGGAGGAGGAGGAGGAGGAAGAAGAGGAGGGAGAGGAGGAGGAAGAGGAGGAGGAGGAGGAAGAGGAGGAGGAGGAGGAAGAGAGGGAGGAGGAAGAAGAGGAGGGAGAGGAGGAGGAGGAGGAAGAGGAGGAGGAGAGAGAGGAGGAGGAGGAAGAGGAGAGGGAGGAAGAGGAGGAGGAGGAAGAGAGGGAGGAGGA
This is a messenger RNA of Labrus mixtus (cuckoo wrasse), 2206 nucleotides long. Its product is annotated as macrophage receptor MARCO-like. NCBI's taxonomy places the organism in Eukaryota, Metazoa, Chordata, Actinopteri, Labriformes, Labridae. The transcript is spliced from 20 exons. Gene Ontology annotation, cellular component: membrane. The coding region runs from base 9 to 1448 and encodes 479 amino acids. The record is from RefSeq and is a predicted model, not a curated record.